AUGGAUUCAUCAAGCUCUAUGGCCACGACAUUGACGCGACCGCGAUUCGCCAUAGCCCUUGUCUCCGCAGUCGCUGCCUUGAGCCUCGGUGUAUACCUCUAUCGAGAGUCUAGUGCAGAAUCGGUGGGCCCGACUGGCCUGCAUCGCAGUAAUGCUGUCCGCAGACGGCGACCGCCACGGCGACGUGCGGCCUCGACAGCUUCGACCACCUCUGCCGAAUCACACGACGAUGCCGACCAAGACCGUGAGAAUCGCCUCGAGAUUGACGGCCGCGAGUCUCGCGACGGCUCGGUGAGGCCACCGGCAGAUGGAGAGACGAUAGCCGAUGAGCUUGUGCCAGAUUGGUGGGACGAUGCACAGCCGCCGCUCGAACGCGCCGGCCAGAACAUGGUCAGCCUGCUGUUCAGGGUCUCGGAGGACAACGCACGCCGGAAUUCCUACGUUCACCGAGGCUGCGCAUGCAACGCUUGUGGUAUAGUGCCCAUUCGCGGAGUGCGGUAUCGGUGCGCCAACUGCGCCGACUUUGACCUCUGCGAGACGUGCGAAUCCCAGGGCUUGCACAUCAAGACACACAUCUUUUACAAGGUCAAGGUACCUGCGCCGCCUUUUGGUCCUCGUCAAAUGCAGCCCGUUGUCUAUCCCGGUGAUCCAGACAAUUGCCAACGGAUUCUACCUCGCGAACUGAUGAUAAAGCUUUCUCGAGAGACUGGAUUUGAGCGGCCAGAGCUUGAGACUUUCUGGGAGCAAUGGACCUUCAUCGCGAACACAGAAUGGAGGGACGACCCGGAUGACCUGUACCUCGCCAUGGACCGCAAGACUUUUGAGCGUUGCUUGGUGCCUUCUGGAGGUUACAGGAAUGCAUCGCCAAACCUGAUACACGACCGCAUGUUUGCCUUUUAUGACACCAACAAGGAUGAUCUUAUCGGCUUUGCCGAGUUCCUUCACGGUCUCGCAUACAGGAAACGGCCAGAUAAGCUAAGGCGCAUCUUUGAAGGUUACGACGUCGAUGGCGAUGGCUAUGUUGACAGGCGGGACUUUUUACGUCUGUUCAGAGCAUACUACGUCUUAUUCAAACAAAUGCACAAGUACAUCCUGGAGGGCCUGGAGGACCAGGUUUUGAGUAGCACAGAGGGUCAUCAGCUUGUUACUAGUAGACAACCUCUCAGCAGCUUCUUUGGCCGCGAGGGUCCUGUUCCCGACGCCGACCAAGACAGGGUUAUGGAGGGCAAAGUAUUCCAUCACAACGGUGAUGUUGCUUUAGCUGGAGACAAGACGGGCGCUGUCAACGAGAACAUACCGGAUACCUCGUCUCGUGAGGACAUCUUGGUGAACCUUUUCAGUCGCGGUAGUCAACCGCAGCCUUUCUUCGUGGAGCCUCUGUUCUCUCCGGACGAACCCGCAGGGCCUCAAUCGCCGCGCACAGGCAGCCUUGCUGAGAGGUAUCCUGACGCUUUGCUCAACCCUCCUAGAAGCGUCCAGGAGCUUCAAUCAGUUAUCACCGAUGAACCACGGAACACGCUCGACAGCUUCCUGCAUGCUUUUGAGGAACGCGAUCGUGAGGACCAAGCUGCAGAAGGUCAAUCCGUCGCCAAUGGGGAGUCAAGCAGCAGUGGACAAGUCUUUGGGGAUGGAAAUAACGCGCAGACCUUGUUGUCUCCCACUGCCGAACCGACCAGAAUGGGACCGUUGCGAAGACUUCUUGGUGACGACGAUGACCAGCGUCUGCACUAUUCACAUGAAGCAGAUGAACAGGAUGAGCGAUUGCGCGCACGGAACACGAGAAGAACCAGGAUUGUUGCCCGCAAAAAGCUGAUUGAGAGGUGGAAGCGGCGCCAGUUCUAUCUAGACGAAGAGGAGGGCGCUAGUGCGCCGGAGGGUUGGAACCCGUCGGACGACGUUCUUGCCACGGCUGGGCCUUCGGAUGAGAUAAAUGCUCGGGGGAAGAAUCAUAAAGAGCCUAGCCGUCGGACAUUGUCACCAAGGUCGAGGUCGUCCUCCAAGGUUAGAUUUGCCGAAGACACAGAUGACUAUGAGAUCCGUUCGAACCCGUCCACUUCCUCCAGGAGCGUGCCUGAGCGCUGGGGUGGCAUGGAGAUACCCGAUGCCGAGAGGGAUGCAGGAAAGGAGAUACUAUACCAGGUCACGCAACAGGCUUUCAACGAGCUUUUGGAUGUUCUCUUCAAGAGAAAGGAAGAUCUGGCUGUUAGGGCGGCCGCAACAAGGGCCGACCGUGACAAGUACCGAAAAUACUUUGAGAAUGUCAGCUUAGACCCGGAAGACGGGCUGAACCAGCCUACCAAGGCGUCACCCGAAGCUACUCAGGCGGAGACCGAGAAUCAACACCCGGAGCCGGAGAUGCCUGCCGAUACGCUGGCAGCUGGUAUUGGGCGAAUCCCCGAGCCUGUUGAAAUCCAACCCUCCAACGAGGACAUGGUGUAUCUACAGUCGCAGACCCUACUGAUGGGAGAUGAUACUGCCGCCGAACAAAAUGAUGCUCCAAAUCCCAUCGAAGACUCGCCUCACUUUGAUCCCACCAUGCCUCAGUUCCGGCCCAAUAGCGACGCAGAUGUUGCGUAUUUCGCUCGACAAAUUGAUAGACUCGUUUUAAACCACCGCCACUCCGUGACGGCAGAACACGAUGCCGACGACAGCGGCGAGUCGACGUCCGCAGAGGAUGCCGAGUCCAUUGCGCAGCGCGACAACGAGGUGGAGGAGAACGAAGACGCACCUCCGUUCACACAGUACGUGCUGAGAGAGUGGAAGAGGCUCGACCUGGCUGAGGCGGAACAGCGGAAGCGCGGCGGUUGGGGCAAACUCAGCUACGAAGAGUUUGAGGAGAUUUAUCGACGCGAAGAGAGACAAUCGAGCAGACUUGACUACCUGGGCAGCUGGAUCGACGUGUGUAUUCCAUACAGCUAG
Molecule: messenger RNA, 2919 nt
Organism: Pyricularia grisea
Lineage: Eukaryota; Fungi; Ascomycota; Sordariomycetes; Magnaporthales; Pyriculariaceae
Exons: 1
Coding region: 1-2919 (972 amino acids)
Cellular component (GO): cytosol; intracellular membrane-bounded organelle; membrane
Molecular function (GO): calcium ion binding; zinc ion binding
Source: RefSeq, a predicted model, not a curated record